CUUUCCUUCAGUCGGGUCCAUAAACAUGGAGAUUUGGAGCUGAUUCUGUGUCCAUCUCAGGAGCGAGGAGCAGAGCCUGAGUGCGAGGAAUCAGAAGCAGCAGUCUCACCUGAGCCGCAUCGUGCCUGAUCGCCAUGGGACUGCUGAGGUCCUUUUUCGUGAGCAUUUCCCGACGCAAGCCACUGGAGCCUGAUGGCGAGAAGUCCACAUUCAACAGAUGCCUGACCACCCUGGACCUGGUGGCCCUCGGCGUGGGGAGCACGCUGGGGGCUGGGGUCUAUGUUCUUUCUGGAGAGGUGGCCCGAGACACGGCUGGUCCCAGCAUCAUCAUCUCCUUCCUGAUCGCUGCGAUCGCCUCGAUUUUUGCCGGCCUGUGCUACGCAGAGUUUGGAUCCAGGGUCCCGAAAACUGGCUCUGCAUAUCUGUACAGCUACGUGACAGUAGGAGAGCUGCUGGCCUUUAUCACUGGCUGGAAUUUGCUACUGUCAUACGUCAUAGGGACAUCAAGUGUGGCACUGGCCUGGAGUGGAACCUUUGAUGACCUGAUUGGUGGCGUCAUAUCCAAGUAUUUCGAACAAAACGCUGGCAUGGAUGUCCCAGGUUUAGCCCCCUACCCAGAUGUCUUUGCAGCCUCCCUCAUCCUGCUGCUGUCAGGCUUGUUGGCCUUCGGAGUGAAAGAGUCAACCACGAUCAACAAGAUUUUCACAGCCAUCAACAUCCUGGUUCUGCUCUUCGUCACCAUCUCAGGCUUCAUCAAAGGAGACCUCAUAAACUGGAAUAUCAGUUUUGAACCCGGCUCCAACGCCACAGAACAGCAUGGAAACGGAGGGUUUUUCCCUUACGGCUUCAGCGGAACCCUGGCUGGGGCGGCCACUUGCUUCUACGCCUUCGUGGGCUUUGACUGUAUCGCGACAACUGGUGAGGAGGUGAAAAACCCCCAGAAGUCGGUCCCAGUGGGCAUCGUGGCCUCUCUACUCAUCUGUUUUCUGGCCUACUUUGCCGUUUCUGCCGCCCUCACCCUGAUGAUGCCCUACUAUCUUCUGGACGAGAAGAGCCCACUGCCGGUUGCCUUUGAGUACGUUGGAUGGGGUCCUGCCAAGUACGCCGUGGCAGUUGGGUCGCUGUGUGCUCUGUCCACCAGCUUGUUGGGCUCCAUGUUCCCCAUGCCAAGGGUGCUGUUUGCCAUGGCAAGAGAUGGCUUACUCUUCGGCCCACUGACUCGAGUCACCAGCAAAGGGAGCCCAGCCAUUGCCACGAUAUCAUCUGGAGUUGUGGCUGCUAUCAUGGCCCUGUUGUUUGAUCUGGAAGCGCUGGUGGAUUUGAUGUCCAUCGGAACACUGUUUGCGUACACGCUCGUAGCCAUUUGCAUCCUGAUACUCAGGUAUCAGGUGGGGGAAGCCAAAAAAUCCGACCUGCAGGUGGUGGCAACAAGCAAGUUUGGCUUUCUGAAACUACCGCAGACGCCCACCGCCUCCACCUCCACAAGAGUGACAAUCCUCACCGUAUGCGCUGUGGUGUGUGUGACAGCGCUGUGCGUCAUGCUAAUGCAAGCUAUGGACGCGAUAGAAAAGGCAGAAGCCUGGAGCAUCGCUGUCGUCAGCAUACUUGCCCUUAUCAUAGUGCUCAUCGUUAUCUUCAUCUGGAUUCAUCCGCAGAACGACACCAAGGCAGCGUUUAUGGUGCCUUUCCUCCCGGUUUUGCCCAUCGUGAGCGUGUUCAUCAACGUCUACCUGAUGGUGCAGCUCAGCGGACAAACGUGGAUCCGAUACGCCGUUUGGAUGGCCAUAGGUUUGCUCAUCUAUUUCAUAUACGGCCUCCAGUUCAGCCUCCUGAGGAAACGCAGGGCGCCCGACGCUGCGGCGGUGGAGACCAUCAGCAAGCAAAUAGACAAUGAAGUCAUCAAAGAAAACCGGUUCUAAAUAUGUUGGCGAGCGCUUGAGAGUUUUGAAUCUAAUGUGAUACGUUUGCACAUUUUGUUGAUAAAUCAUUGCUGCACCCGGACGAUGAUAAGAAUGGUAUCAUUAUGAGUGUAUUAUCAGCGUUAAUACAUGUGAAUCAACAACUCGUGCGACCGGACUGGAGACCUUAAUUCAACAUAUUCUGUGCAUUUUAGGUCAAGUUUGAUUUGAAUGUUCAGCCUGAGAGGCGUGCGGAGGACAUGGCAGUAGCUAUGUAGGCUGGUGUAUUUUUUACUUUAGAUUUGUAAAAACAGCUACGCUAAACACGAGGGGAAACUUAUGUCUUCAAAUUGUCUGUAGAAUAAUUGUGUCCUUUUUUCGUUUUUUUUUUUUUUAACAAUACACGAACACAGCCAAUGUGAAAAUAAAAUCUAACACGGUGAAAAGUCUUUAAAGCAUAUAAGCAAAAUUCCCCUGUGAUCACCUCUAUUUUAUUUUAAAUAAUAAUAGCAAUGGAACAGCAUUGAUAUUCACCUGAACGUUGUAGAUACUGACACCUCUGUACUUGUUGUUUUCCCCUGAAUCACUGUAAAUAUUUGUGUUGAUUAA
Synchiropus splendidus (mandarinfish) is the source of this 2507-nucleotide messenger RNA. RefSeq names its product cationic amino acid transporter 2-like. The transcript is spliced from 13 exons. Gene Ontology annotation, cellular component: plasma membrane. Gene Ontology annotation, biological process: transmembrane transport; amino acid transport. Gene Ontology annotation, molecular function: amino acid transmembrane transporter activity. NCBI's taxonomy places the organism in Eukaryota, Metazoa, Chordata, Actinopteri, Syngnathiformes, Callionymidae. The record is from RefSeq and is a predicted model, not a curated record. Bases 135 to 1919 code for a protein of 594 amino acids.